Messenger RNA from Oncorhynchus masou masou (cherry salmon), 5083 nucleotides. RefSeq lists its product as uncharacterized. Bases 97 to 4254 code for a protein of 1385 amino acids. Gene Ontology annotation, molecular function: telomeric repeat DNA binding. The record is from RefSeq and is a predicted model, not a curated record. Gene Ontology annotation, biological process: telomere capping; regulation of telomere maintenance via telomere lengthening. Gene Ontology annotation, cellular component: shelterin complex. The transcript is spliced from 9 exons. NCBI's taxonomy places the organism in Eukaryota, Metazoa, Chordata, Actinopteri, Salmoniformes, Salmonidae.
CUAUGCACCGUGUGAUGCUGUAAACAAGAUUUUCACGGACAGAUCUGUGAAGAGAUCCACUGUUUUUGGUGCAGCUAAUGUUUACGAAAGCACAAAAUGCAAACGCUCCGGGAGGAACAGGGUCCCCCUCUUCCUCUGUCGUCUCUGCGUCUUUUUGUUCCGCCACUGCGGCUGGUGUGUGCAGCUCUGUGGCAGGUGAUCGAGCGGAGAGACAUCAUGGACUAUGGGCUGCUGGAGGAGUUUGCCACCAGCGUGUUGGAAAUAGUCCCGGAGCUAAUGAGUUACAGAGAGAGGGUCCAGCUCCUCCUGGGACUAAGAGCACGGCUGGUCCUAGAGUUAUGUCGCUGUGAUGAUGAGUUGUGUCACCCUGACACCGUUCAGCCACACCUGAACAGGAUGAGGAGCUGUGUCUCCAAUCAUAAGGGAGAGGUUUCAGAUCCAAAUGUGGAAGCAUCAGAGGCGAGCUUCACGAAGCUGAUUGAAACCCUAAUGGAGGAGCCAAAGGAGAGGGAACUCUUCUUCCAGAAUGUUUUUCCAGAGGAGUUUGGCCCCAAGUAUGAUUCAACACUGCAGAUUCUUGUGUGGGAGUUCCUGUCCAGACUGGAGAAACUGCUUCCUCCUCCAAACAUUAAACAGACUGCAUCGUGGCUCAACCUGGCCCCUGCUCUCUUAGAGGAGUGUGUGCAGUCUGUGGCUCACCCUGAGCCAUUACAGGCACUCCUGCAUCACCAUAAAAAUGGAAAACAGUUAGACACCAAUGCUCUAAGGUCCACUGGUGAUGACUACAUCCUCUCUUCACUGUCUUCCCCUACCUCUGUGAAGGAAGAAAGUGCCUCUUACCAAGCUGGCCCAGAGAGACAGUCCUAUCCCACCAUGCAGGGAUAUCAAAGCCCUUUCCCAUGUGAUGAACCAGAGAUGAGCUGGGACUGCCGAAUGGCAGAUUGUAGGGUCUGGACUGUAAAGCCACCAGCUGGUUCUGCUUCUGUGGAGGUCGAGGUCGAGACUAUAGACAACGCCACUGAUAUAAUGGUUAAACGCAAGACAAUCGUCAAAGAGUCGAUCAAAGAGACUUGGAGAGAAGAAGCUGUUCUCUGCCCUCAGACACGCAGCGGGCUGAAAACCAGCCGCUUGACAGCUGCAUGUCUGCGCCGUCAGCCUGUACUGCGUUUGAACAGGCUUGACAUGAACAAUAUGCCGUUCCCCAAGUCCUUGCUAACACUGAUUCUAAGGAGGGGGAGACUGCAGGCUGAGGCGACGAGACGCCCAGGACCGAAAAGAAGAGGCAGAAAGAAAAAACGGAGACGAGGACGUGGUGUUGCAAACGAGCAGAUUGAAACAGACACACUGGACGUAAGCGACACGCCGCUACCCAAGUCAUCACUAACACUGACCCUAAAGAGAGGGAUAGUGCAGGCUGAGGCGACGAGUUCCCAGGUACCGAAAAAGAGAGGCCGAAAGAAAGGACAGAAAAUGGUACCUGGUAGCACAAGGUUAAAGAUCGAAAAGGUUGGAGUACAUACGCUUGACAUUAGCGAUAUGUCAUUGCCCAAGACCUCGCUAAAGCUGAUCAUAAGGAGAGGGAAGCUGCAGGCCGAGGCAACGGACAGAAAAGAUGGACAGAAAAGAAGAGGCAGAAAGAAAAAAUGGAGGAGAGGACGUGGUGUCAGAGAUGAGAAGACUGAAGCAAAGGGUGUGAAAAGAGAGCGCUCACCUGAAACGGAGGAAGAUGCCGAACCAUCAGAUAAUGAACUUUGGACCACUGUCAAUAAAGGGGCCACUGUCGAUGAGUCUGGUGGAGUCCGUCCUUCUCCUCAUUGUCCACCAUCUCAUAAGAGGGAGGAGGAAUUGCAACAGCCCAUACAGAACUUUCACUCAGAGGAGCACAGUGGUCAUAUGGCCAAAGGGCAGAACAGAGAGGAACGGUCAGAGAGUGUACCUCAGGACUCUCUAACUCCUGAGCCAUCCAACUGCUCUCACAAAAGAAGCUUUCGCUCAGAGGAGCACAGAGGACAUAUGGCAGAAGUGCAGAACAGAAAAGAACGCUCAGAGAGUGAACCUCAGGACUCUCUAACUCCUGAGCCAUCCAACAGCUCUCACAAGAGAAGCCAACGAGUCAAAGCAUGCUCUUUCUGUGGCAAGACUUUCACUGACACACUGGGCUUGACAAGACACAUGCGAUCUCACAUUGAGCAGAUGCCACAUCAAUGCACCCAGUGUGGGCAAGACUUUGAAUUCAGUGAGGACUUAGAGGAACACCAGAAGCAUGGCUGUGAGAUGAACAAAAAGGAUAAUAGUGAGGCAAAUGGUGAUGACUAUUGUGGGAGAACUGUACAGCAAAAACCUGAUCUGAAAAAAAAAACUGAUCUAAAAAGAGACAAAAAACCUGAUCUGAAAGGAGGCAAAAAACCUGAUCUGAAGGGAGACAAAAAACCUGAUCUGAAAGGAGACAAAAAACCUGAUCUGAAAGGAGACAAAAAACCUGAUCUGAAAGGAGACAAAAAGACUGAUCUGAAAGGAGACAAAAAACCUGAUCUGAAAGGAGACAAAAAGCCUGAUCUGGAAGGAGACAAAAAACCUGAUCUGAAAGGAGACAAAAAGCCUGAUCUGAAAGGAGACAAAAAACCUGAUCUGAAAGGAGGUAAAAAACCUGAUCUGAAGGGAGACAAAAAACCUGAUCUGAAAGGAGACAAAAAACCUGAUCUGAAAGGAGACAAAAAACCUGAUCUGGAAGGAGACAAAAAACCUGAUCUGGAAGGGGACAAAAAACCUGAUUUGGAAGGAGACAAAAAACCUGAUCUGGAAGGAGACAAAAAACCUGAUCUGAAUGGAGACAAAAAACCUGAUCUGAAAGGAGACAAAAAACCUGAUCUGGAAGGAGACAAAAAACCUGAUCUGGAAGGAGACAAAAAGCCUGAUCUGAAAGGGGACAAAAAAUCUGAUCUGGAAGGAGACAAAAAACCUGAACUGAAGGGAGACAAAAAACCUGAUCUGGAAGGAGACAAAAAACCUGAUCUGAAAGGGGACAAAAAACCUGAUCUGGAAGGGGACAAAAAACCUGAUCUGGAAGGGGACAAAAAACCUGAUCUGAAAGGAGACACGCAAGACUGCUCCAUAAAGUGCCAUGUGUGCGGGAAAAUAACUACUCGUAUGCUGGGUUUGCGAAGGCACCUUCUCAUUCACUUCAACAAUGGAGCAUACAAGUGCUCUGCAUGUCCAAAGACUUUUAUAUCAAAUGCUGAUUUGAGAUCGCACCUGAGAUCAAAAAGAUCUUGCAGGGAGAAAUGUUCUGAUGAAGUAAUUACUCCCGGGCUCCACCUCAAAUCUGUCCCUGGUGAGUACAAGUGUCCUUACUGUGGGGACACUUUCCAGCUCCCAGAUGAUCUGAGAGGACACACAAAAGACUGUUCCAGAAAGUGCCAUGUGUGUGGGAAAACUACUGCUCGAAUGCUGGAUAUGCGAAGGCACAUGUUAAAGCACAACAACAAUGGCCCCUACAAGUGCCCGGUGUGUCCAAGGACGUUUAUAUCCCAUACUGAUUUGAAGAUGCACCUAAAAACAAAAAAACUUUGUCGGGAGAAAUGUUCUGAUGUAAUGAUGAAUGAAUUACUCUCUUCAGCAGAUGGUAAAUGUAGGGAAAAUGUCAAUGAAGCAGGAGUCAUGACAAGGUGCCAACAACCAAGCUCUAACAACACAGCCAGGCCUUUGAAGAGCAUUGAAGAGUUCUUUGAAGAAUUCUCUCAUGACUUGCAGCAGUCCGAUAACAGCAUAAGUAGUGAAGUGAACCUGAAUAGCCUCAAUAGCCUCGACGAAGACUACAGUGACGAGAUCAGUCAAUACCAACCCAUGAAGGAUGUUAACCUGAAUUGCCUCCACGAAGACUCCAUCAUGACCACUGAAGACUACAGUGACGAGAUCAGUCAAUACCCACCCGUUAAGGACGUUGACUUGAAUACCCUCCAUGAAGACUACAGUCAGGCUGAGAUCAGUCAAUACCAACCCGUUAAGGACGUUGACCCAGUGGAGGACAGAAGGUCUGUGGAUGAUUCAGGGGGAAAUGAGAUGGCCAAUGACAAAGAACCAAACUCAACCGAAUGCUUAACAGAGGAGCAGGUGUCUCACACUGAGGCAUGCCCUCUCCAGGAUUCUCAAUCAGAGACGAGCGGAGAAGUGAACAACGAGAUACAGGUGAUACCGGUAUCAACAAUAGAUACGACAAUACUAAAGGCACUGCAAUUUGAGGUUUUAAGGAAAUGAUGGACGGCAACAACUUCCCACCACUUUCCCUAUAUUUCAUUGUAUUGUAUGGCCAUAGCUCUCCUAAACCUGGGGCUGUAUUCACAAAGUGUCUCAGAGUAGAAGGGAUCUGGAAUACGUUUUUCCUUUCAGAUCAGAAUAACUAAGAGGAGCUGAUCCUAGAUCAGCAUUCCGACUCUGAGAAGCAUUAGGAAUAUGGGCCCAGAUUGGAAGGCAAAUGGAGCACCGACAUGUUGCUGUAACCGAGUGAGUUCCAUCUCAUCCUCUCUCUGUACACAACCCUUGGCACCGAAGUCAACCGUGCUGACAGACGGAGCUUGUUACUCAAUGAGAAAUAGUUGCCGUGAGAUCUCGGUGCGGGUGACAUCACCCCACGACAGCUACCAAUUCCAGCCUGCUAGUUCCACACCCACUACACUCACUCCCUAUUAGUCUGCUACAGCCAAUUUGUAAUCUUGAGUCACGGUACCAUUGUAACAGAGUGGGUUUUGUCCCCACCUGGGGGGCAAACUCUGCGUUGCCUUUGGACUGGGCUGAAAUGACAUUACUUUUGUUGUUUGUUUUUUGUUUUUACUUCAUGUAAAAAUGUGACAACUAUAUCUUUCCCCUUUCUCUCCCUCGCUAUCAUUAAGUGUCCACUUUUAUAACACUUUUAUAUAACACGUUAAUAUCAUGUGAUGUCACUGUAUACUGUAAGUUACUUUGGAUAAGUGUCUACGCCGUCUAGUAUUAUCUAUCUAGUAUUAUCGACAUGUUUAUCCGCCUUGUUUUGACGUUUUACAUAGGUGUGAUACAUUUAAAUUCAUUAAAGAAAACAUAUGAAAAGGCA